Molecule: messenger RNA, 1961 nt
Organism: Malania oleifera
Lineage: Eukaryota; Viridiplantae; Streptophyta; Magnoliopsida; Santalales; Ximeniaceae
Product: elongation factor 1-alpha
Exons: 3
Coding region: 208-1551 (447 amino acids)
Biological process (GO): translational elongation; translation
Molecular function (GO): translation elongation factor activity; GTPase activity; GTP binding
Source: RefSeq, a predicted model, not a curated record
GGCAUAGACGUCCGAUCAAAAACAAUCCAACGGCCAAGCGAAAAACCCUACGUACAGUGGUAAAGAGAGUAGUACUUAAAGCAAAGGAUGCAAUUUCCUACUCCUCUUCCUUGCUCUCGACGAGUUCAAUCGCCAUUAGGGAGCUCCUUGCCCAGGCGAUCUCAAUUUUUAUAGCUUAGCUUAAGUUUUUUGUUUUUUGUGGUCAAAAUGGGUAAGGAGAAGGUUCACAUAAACAUUGUGGUUAUUGGCCAUGUUGACUCUGGAAAAUCAACUACAACUGGUCAUUUGAUCUAUAAGCUAGGAGGUAUUGACAAGCGUGUAAUUGAGAGGUUUGAGAAGGAGGCUGCUGAAAUGAACAAGCGGUCAUUCAAGUAUGCUUGGGUAUUGGACAAGCUCAAGGCUGAACGAGAACGUGGUAUUACCAUUGAUAUUGCCUUGUGGAAGUUUGAGACCACCAAGUACUAUUGCACUGUCAUUGAUGCCCCUGGUCAUCGAGACUUUAUCAAGAACAUGAUCACUGGUACCUCACAGGCUGACUGUGCUGUCCUUAUCAUUGACUCCACUACUGGUGGGUUUGAAGCUGGUAUAUCCAAGGAUGGUCAGACUCGUGAGCAUGCUCUGCUUGCAUUCACUCUUGGUGUCAAGCAAAUGAUUUGCUGCUGCAACAAGAUGGAUGCUACAACCCCAAAGUACUCCAAGUCGAGGUAUGAUGAAAUUGUCAAGGAAGUUUCUUCCUAUCUCAAGAAGGUAGGUUACAACCCUGACAAGAUUCCCUUUGUUCCUAUCUCUGGGUUCGAGGGUGACAAUAUGAUUGAGAGGUCAACCAACCUUGACUGGUAUAAGGGCCCUACUCUCCUUGAGGCUCUUGACCAGAUUCAGGAGCCCAAGAGGCCUUCAGACAAGCCUCUCCGACUUCCACUUCAGGAUGUCUACAAAAUUGGUGGCAUUGGCACUGUCCCUGUGGGGCGUGUUGAGACUGGUGUCCUCAAGCCUGGUAUGGUUGUCACUUUUGGCCCAAGUGGGCUCACAACUGAAGUAAAGUCUGUAGAGAUGCACCAUGAGGCUCUUCAGGAGGCCCUUCCUGGUGACAAUGUUGGUUUCAACGUGAAAAAUGUUUCAGUCAAGGAUCUCAAGCGUGGAUUUGUUGCCUCUAAUUCCAAGGAGGAUCCUGCCAAGGAAGCUGCCAACUUUACCUCCCAGGUUAUUAUCAUGAACCAUCCUGGUCAGAUUGGAAAUGGUUAUGCUCCAGUUCUUGACUGCCACACUUCCCACAUUGCUGUGAAGUUUGCUGAGCUUGUGACCAAGAUUGACAGGAGGUCUGGUAAAGAGCUUGAGAAGGAGCCAAAGUUCUUGAAGAACGGUGAUGCUGGUUUUGUCAAGAUGAUUCCCACCAAACCCAUGGUGGUGGAGACUUUCUCUGCAUACCCACCUCUUGGCCGUUUUGCUGUGAGAGAUAUGCGUCAAACUGUGGCUGUUGGCGUUAUCAAGAGUGUGGAGAAGAAAGAUGCCACUAGUGCAAAGGUUACAAAAUCUGCUGCCAAGAAGAAAUGAAAUGCCUGCUUAAUUAAACAUACUCUUAUUUAUGUCUUGGUCAAUUUUGUCGUGAUGGUUAGCUUCUGUUGCUGCUCUCUAGCCUCACUUGUGGGGGAUGGUAGUGGUGUUGAGCAUUUGGGUUAAAAUCUGAAUGCUUGACAGGCAGUGGCAAAGGCUAAACGGUUAAUACUAUCCUCUCUUUUACUUUUUAUUUUAGGUACUCAUUUGGAUUUGAUGGAAAAGACUUUGAAUUUUGCCAUUUAGCAAUUUGAAAGUUCUUAUUCCCUUCAUCAUUUUGUUGUUGGUUGGUGUAUCUCUCAACAGCAGCAUAGUGUCUUUUUAAAGAGAGUUUUGAAUUAUGUUUGAUUUGUAGAGAGUGGCUGCCAUUGUUUUAUGAAUGUGAUGAUAAUUUUGCCGCCCGUUAUGAA